GUUAUUUUUACGCCUGUUUAUUCAGUUGAGAAAUGAGUGAUACCGUUUUGGUUCACGAACUGGACCUCGUGACGUUGAUCGAUUCCAAGAAUUGUGAACGCGCGUUUGAGCUUUUUCGUGAAUCGCACGAAGGAAACGAUGGACCAUGGAAGCUAGUCUUGUACUCGUCAUCCGACGAAGCAUUGCUGCCAGUGGAACCAGAACCCAAGGAAAGUGCAGCGGAAAAGGCUGUUGUUGAACCCCUUUCGAAAGGAUCGAAAGGAAAAGUGAAAUGCUCCAGUUGCAGUAAAACCUUCUCACGACAUGUGGAUCUUUGGCGACAUGUUCGGACGAAGCACAAGGAGCCCAUGUCGUUUUCCCGACUCGCGGGGCUUCGCAGUCACGUGAUCACCAAACAUUUGGAGGACGAAGUGUUCAAGUGCAAGUUGUGUGGAAAGGAGUUCGAAAAGUCCGAACAAAUUAAGGAUCAUCUUCUGAAACACAGUAAGAAAGAAACUAAAGAAAUCCCCGCGAAGCCGGUCGUAGAUUACAAGAAGAGACAGGAAAUUCGAGUCGCGCGGAAAAAGUUCAACGCCAUUUUCUCACACAAGAAACGGGGCCGGAAAAAAGGGAAGCGAUUGGAUCAAGAUGUCGAUACUGCAGAAGCUCUUUCUAUCCCAGCAAAAGCGAGUUCCAUUUGUCCUAUCUGCAGAAAGGUUUUCAAAAAAGGUAGUCUCAUGGCUCGUCACAUGCGGUGUCACACCGGAGAGCGCCCUUUUCGUUGUCCGAAAUGCGAUAAAGGCUUUGCUCAGAAAACCUGUUUGGGUCGUCACAUGCGAUUGCACGAAAAAGAGAAGCCGUUUGCGUGUCUAUUUUGUCCAUACCGUGCCGCGAUGAAGGCCAAUUUAAAGCUGCACAUCCGGAGGCUGCAUUGGGAUCAACUUGGGGACCGGAAACUGGGUGCCCUGGCGAGUUCUCGGACUCCGGAAGCAGGCGGGGAGAUUCGUUGCCCGCUUUGUCCCUGUGUUUUCCAGCGUCGAGGAUGCUUGAAGGUUCACCUGAAGAAGAUCCACAAUUUUGUCGAGGGACCCAAGGAAGAUUGUGUUCAAGCUAAAGAUGCUGAUAUCAUUCAAGAAGAUAAAAGCCGCGGUGAAGCAUUCGAUGCUGUUGUACCGCCGAGUGCAAAUGUGGAAAACAGUGACGUGCUUGAACAGGUUUUAUUCCUUACCGGCCUUGACAGCGAUGUUGCUGACCUUCAAAAACAAUUGCACCGUGAGGAACCUGAUCUCCAUGAAGCCGUGGACGAUACGGGAACCUUGGUGGAACAAUCUGAAGCUGAAGAUACUUCUCUGCAAGCUGAAGUAGCAAAAGACCCAAAGCCUACUGUAAAACAAGCGAAAAAUUUCGCAUGUCAUGCGUGUCCAGCCUCUUACAAGAGGCUCGCGCAUCUCAAGGAACACGAGAAAGAAAAGCAUGGAACUUCGUCCAUUCCUUGCGAAACCUGCGGACGCAGAUUUUGGACCAAGCGUUUGUUGUUAUCACACGAGCGAGUUCACGUUAUUGGCGGACUCCACGAAUGCGAAUUGUGCGGGAAAACGUUUCGGUACAAGAACGGCGUGAAGAGGCACGUUCAGGCCCAGCACGGAGAUAAACGAUUUUCCUGUUCGUUUUGCGGAAAGAAAUUCGGCUUCUCAAAUAGUUGCAAACGACAUAUGGAAACUGCUUGUCCAAACGCUCCAGCCUCGAUUACUGGGGUACAAGAGGCCGAAGUGGAAGAGCAUGACGAAAAUCCUAUGGAACCUGCUGCAUUUUCUGACCUAGAAGAUCCUGUUAUGUUAGAAGACAGAGUCGCUGUUGAAUAUCCCGGAGACCCGCCGCAGUCUGAACUGAUUCUUCAACUGGACAACCUCAAUCUCGAUUUGGACACCACGACGUGUUUCCUAGUCGAAAACGAAGCCGGGGAAUAUUCUCUCAUUUUGCCUUCACAACCUGUUCUCCCUCCACAUCCACCUGCUUCUCUUCCUCCUCCUCCUCCUCUUCCUUCGUCAACUUCUGCAGCUGAACCUGUUAAUCUGCCUGUGGUAGAACCUGUUCGGGUUUCAGCGCCGGAACGUACCCAGCAACAGCAAUCCGCAUCGAAUCAUUCCGUGUGCCAAGUCUGUCACAAGAGUUUCAAGAAACGAGCGGAUUUUCAGCGGCAUUUGAGAGUUCAUACUGGGGAGCGGCCUUUUGGUUGCGAUUUGUGCGAAAAGAAAUUUUCCACGUCGUACGCGUUGACGAGUCAUAAGCAGCAGGUGCACUUUCCGGUGAAGCGGGUCGAGUGUCAUGUGUGCAACAAAAUGUUUGCCAAUCGGUCUGCGCGGAAUUUGCAUUUGAGAUUACACACGGGUGACAAGCCGUUUGUCUGCAACGUCUGUGGAGCAGCGUGA
Molecule: messenger RNA, 2408 nt
Organism: Notodromas monacha
Lineage: Eukaryota; Metazoa; Arthropoda; Ostracoda; Podocopida; Cyprididae
Source: the annotation of a GenBank genome assembly